AUGGAACUUUAGAUUGGUUCGGACGGAUUGAUAUGUGGAAGAUGCAUACCAUUCAAAACUCUUAAGAUCAUUGUUCUUAGUGGGUCAGGUUUGAUUCUUACGAUGUGUCUAAUCAUUGAAAUUCUAGUUUACAUUAACAAAGGUAAAGUAAAUGAUGCUGAUACAGGAGACUAUUCUUCGACCGCCGCAUCCUCCACACUCUUCUUUUUUAAUGUGCAAAUGUAUAUGGGAAUCGUUGGUGGUAUUUCCACACUUUUUGGGAUAGGUGGAAUUCUAAAUAACAACAAGUGUCUAUUGGGAUGUUUUAAUACAUUUAAUUGUUGCUUAUUUUGGGUUUUUGGAUUGGUUUAUCUGAUAGUUUCUUUUUUUUCAAAAAUUUCUGAUUUCACUAAACUUUCAGGUUGUUCACUCUCCUAUGAUUUGGAAAGAGAAGCCUUAUAUAAAAAAGCAAGUCUAAGUCUUUGUCAGGAUAAUUGUGAAUGCUAUUUUUCAGGUACAGUUUCAAAAGAUUAAUCUAAGUAUGUAAUAAAUUUUUCGCCAACAGAUACCACUAUGGCAGUAAAUUUUUAAUAAUGCCCUUAAUCUUUUGAUUCUAACCAACUAAUUAUGUCGUAAUUAAAAUAAAGUGAAACAUUUUAUGAGUGCUCUGGUUGGUGUACAAAAUAUCCGAUUCAAUUAUUUAAUAAUGUGAAUUCCAAGAUAUCUUCAUCUAAUGCUUGCAAAACAACUAUAGAGGAUUAUUGGAAUAAAUUUAGAUAGAUUCUUUAAUACACAUCUUUCCUGAUUGCAUUUUUUUUUGUUUUGAUGUUUGGUUUCACAUGCAUUUAUUGCUUUUACCCUAAAGGUGAUCCUAAAAAUGAUGAAAACACAAAGAUCAGAUUAAUAAAUUAAUGA
Molecule: messenger RNA, 894 nt
Organism: Paramecium tetraurelia
Lineage: Eukaryota; Ciliophora; Oligohymenophorea; Peniculida; Parameciidae
Exons: 4
Source: RefSeq, a predicted model, not a curated record